AUGUUAUCACAUGAUACACUUCAUUCAAAACAAGUUAUUAAAAUACAAGAUUUAAUAAAACAUUAUGAUUCAUUAUUAGCAAGUGGACAUGAACCUGAAACACAUGGUAGGAAUUUAAGUGAACGUUCUAAAUUAUUAUCAUCAUUUUAUAUCUCAUUAUUAUUACAAUGGAUACAUAUUCUUAAUAUGCUUGAUUAUACACAAGAAGCAUGCUGGUCACCAAUAUUAACACCAUCAUCAUCAAGAAUACAUUUAUCUAUCAGUGGUUAA
Messenger RNA from Rotaria sp. Silwood1, 270 nucleotides. Lineage: Eukaryota; Metazoa; Rotifera; Eurotatoria; Philodinida; Philodinidae. The record is from the annotation of a GenBank genome assembly.